AUGUUCAAUGUAAUGGUCGACAAGUCGUCCACUAAAGAACCAACACCGACAGAUGACAUAAAGCCAAAAGUGGAGCAGCAGAAAGUAGAGGCAACGCCACCUCCAGCGGCGCCACAAUCGGAGCCACCCGUGGAUAAUACCCCGAAGACAUGGGCUCAUCGAGUUGGAGGUGGAGUUAAGCCUGCUGCUCCUGUAACUGCUACAGCUCCUGCUCAAAAGCCAUCCCCUGCACCAGCUACCACAAAUGUUCCAUCUGCUACACGACCUCAACAACAGACACCACGUCCACAUGCGCAGACCAAUGGAGGGCCUAUAGCUCAAGGUGAACGUCGUAUUUACCUUGGAGGCAUCAUCAGAAACAUGGUACCGGAUACAACCAGUAUUGCCGAGCAGGAGAUUAAGGAUGCUUUUUCCAGUAGGUUUCGCUUUUCCGAUCAUCGUUCAUUUCACAAGCAAUAUAUCUUCAAGAAAUGGGUUAAUUGGUUGUUACUUACACUUUACUUGAGCUUUAUUUUUUUUCCUAUAUUUUUGUGCCUCCCAUUUUGCCAUCUUUGAUU
Messenger RNA from Strongylus vulgaris, 557 nucleotides. The record is from the annotation of a GenBank genome assembly. NCBI's taxonomy places the organism in Eukaryota, Metazoa, Nematoda, Chromadorea, Rhabditida, Strongylidae.